Verticillium nonalfalfae is the source of this 1506-nucleotide messenger RNA. RefSeq lists its product as uncharacterized. The transcript has 2 exons. The record is from RefSeq and is a predicted model, not a curated record. NCBI's taxonomy places the organism in Eukaryota, Fungi, Ascomycota, Sordariomycetes, Glomerellales, Plectosphaerellaceae. Bases 1 to 1506 code for a protein of 501 amino acids.
AUGUCUUCAGAUGAGCAAACCAAGAUCUGUCUCGGCGUGGCCGUCGACCACCGAAUCCAGCGGCUCUGCAAAACCACUCCCCACGGCCUUGCAGGGGAGUCCGAUCACGUUGCAAGUAUCAAGGAGGAAGGGCGGGCGUUGAAGCGACCUCGCGAGGAAGUUGCCGUCACCGCAGAGCUCGCAGGUCCGGCCUACAAAGGCGGUAUCGCCGUCAUGCUGCAGCAGCCUCGAAAAACCCACCCAUACGACAAGGGCAUUGACGCUGUCAUCGAGGACUGCGAGAGUCUGCUAGCCCUCUACGAGGUCUUUGAUGUGGCGUCCCGCGGCUCCCUCGACAUUCGAACCAAUGUCUCCGUCGUCGACCUGCUGCCCUUCGUCUCUGCUAGCGUGGACAGCCUGAGCGACGCAUAUCUCGCCAAAUCGUUCAAAGUGUCGACGCAGGUCAUCUGCGACAAGGAGCCCGAUGUCCUGCUGUGCGCAGGCAAGAUCUGGCUGCCGAAGGCGGGCAAGUUUGAUGGUCGCAAGGGAGACGCCUGGAAGUUCGAGAGCGUUGGUCUCGGGACCCAAUUUGGCAGCACCCCUAAGCUGCCUAUCACCGCAAGGGUUCGGCAUGGUUCGAAAGGCCUCGUCGCUAUCCCUAGGGUGAACGGUUUUCAUCCAAGCCACGCCAUGAACUACCUCUCGCACGUUAGUCUCCUGAGACAACUGCAAGUACUGAUUGGCGUUGAAACGUGCGGUACCCUCAGGGGCGACUGGGAAGAUGAAGAAUGGAUGGGCGAUAUCAGGAAGCGUUGCCAGAACAUUUCCCAAUCGCUGACCGGUCACUCGCCAUCCAAGUCUGCUGCACUACAGAGUCCGGGCCAGACCUCGGGCAGGUAUAACAGGAUUAAAUACUUGCCCGAGUGGCAGGACAUGUACAGCGACACCCUACUGGAUCUAAAAGUGGGUAUCACCAGCCUUCUGGCGAACCCCGACAUGGCCAAGGAGUCUCCGGAGAAACCCUAUCGAGUUCUGCUUGAAUCUGGUCUAAGCGAGACCUGCAAUGAUCUGGCCCUGGUCCUCACUCAGAUCUCCCGCUGCGUGGAGAGAGGCUGGCCCGAGUCCGUGGCUUGGAAGAACGAGGCGUCUCUGAGAGCGCUGUCGUCGGACACGCUUUUGUUUUCUGAAAUGGUAUUGAAAGCUGCCAAAAAGGCGGAACGUACGGGAUUUGCGGAAAUAGCUGUGGUAGGGAUGAAGAUCAUCGCUAGGAUCGAUAAGAAGGGCAGGGACAAGGACGCCGCGUACAAGUACGGUAUGGAUCCGAACGAGCUCAGAAAAAACUUCACGAAGAUGGCCAUGCAUAUUGAGUCUCUUCUAUUGGAUCUCCUGGAGAAAAAGGAAGAUGCACUCAAUGCUCUGGGUCAGGAGGAUUACCUGUCGAGUUUGAUGGACAAAGUGAGUAUCACACCCUCAUCAACAAGAAAUGAGUAUAGGAGGUCAUCGGGGGCUGUACGAUCUGGUUGGUGA